AACCCCUACCACCACAUGUACUUCUCUGAUGGCUUCGUCUACGCUCCUCCUCCAUCGGUCCCCUUCGUAGCUGUCUCGUCUCCUCGUCUUGUUAUGUUUGUGGCCAAUGAGACCGGCGAUAAUGACAACCACAGCGAAGGAGGACAGCUUUCGGGCGAGAUCGGCGCGGGUACUCGUAGAAGCUCCAACGCAUUCUGGUUCAACGCUCACAGCGCUUACCUUGGAUGUGAGAACCAUUCGGCCCACCAAUGUGUUCUCAAGAUUACAGGCCUUGUCUACCAGAGCGAGACCAAGUCGGAAGUGGCAGCGUUCCAUCAGACUGUCAAGCUUCUUCCAUGCUACUUGCCCGACAACUGUCACCUUACACAGAUCGAUUUCUCAGAGUCAAUGAAGGGAUUGAGUGGCCUUCGCAUCCAAGCCUCGGUCAACGAGGAACCUGUUUCUUGGUUCAUGGACAAUCUGGCACUUGGCUGGUCCAACAACACUUGUGCUGCUGGUCUUCUUAGAGCCAGAAGCCGCUAA
Messenger RNA from Aureobasidium pullulans EXF-150, 522 nucleotides. RefSeq lists its product as uncharacterized. The annotation marks the transcript as partial. The record is from RefSeq and is a predicted model, not a curated record. Lineage: Eukaryota; Fungi; Ascomycota; Dothideomycetes; Dothideales; Saccotheciaceae. The transcript has a single exon.